Messenger RNA from Episyrphus balteatus (marmalade hoverfly), 5190 nucleotides. It is a transcript of the gene Ae2, whose product is annotated as anion exchange protein 3. Gene Ontology annotation, biological process: transmembrane transport; monoatomic anion transport; regulation of intracellular pH. Bases 1268 to 4966 code for a protein of 1232 amino acids. The record is from RefSeq and is a predicted model, not a curated record. Gene Ontology annotation, molecular function: solute:inorganic anion antiporter activity; monoatomic anion transmembrane transporter activity. Lineage: Eukaryota; Metazoa; Arthropoda; Insecta; Diptera; Syrphidae. Gene Ontology annotation, cellular component: plasma membrane. The transcript is spliced from 18 exons.
UGGUCUCAUGUCUCCUCGCUAGUUCAUCUCCGCUAUUGAAAAUUAAAUUCUAGCGAGAGAGAGAGCAAGUUUACUGUUCAUUUAAAAACGUGCUUCGUUGGGGAACAGUAAAUCAUUGUUGUGAGAAUCGGCAAAGGAGUCACAGUGGUGAAUUAACUGUGUCGUGUUCAAAAGAUUGUUUCUUUUUUUUUUUCGUUUUUUUGUAUUUCGGUCUUUUGUGUAGAAAAAAAAAGAACCUUGUGGAUCGCCAUCGAUCAGUUCUAAGUUUUUUUUUGCAGCCUCAAGAUUUCUUGUUGGCUCUUUUUCCACUGCAGGAUUAUUUAUAUAUUCUGCAAGUUUGCAAAUUUUUACUGCAAAAAAAAAAAACAUCUGUGGCUUGUUAUGAGUUAAAGAUUUAACUUCUGAUAGAAAGAAUCUUGGAAUAAAAUAAAAAGAAAUAAGAAGUUGAUAAGCCCUUGGCAUUGUGAAGUAUUUUUUUUUUUUUUUCUUUUGAAAGUGAUUCUUUCGAUCUUGUACGAAUUCCUGAUCGUAUUUUUGUUUUUCUUUCUUUUUUGAUAUCUGAGUGUUUCUAUUUUUGUUUGAUAAAAAAAAAAAAUAAAACACCUCCGGGGGCGUUUCUUUUUUGCUUUUUUGUUGUAUAUUAAAGUGGAGAUAUACAAAACCCUAUGACAACGUAAUAUUAUAAAUCAAAUUUACUACAUUUGUAUUCGUUAAUUUAUUAUUGUUUCGUUUCGCUUUAAAAAAAAUUGUUUCCGUUACGUUGCGACCGGCGGGGAACAGCUGAAACUCACGCGAUUUAAAUGAACUGUGAAUGACAGUCAGUAAAAAUUUAAGUUUUUUUUCACAUUUAAUCUCUUAUAUUUUGAAAUACUUAUAUUUUCUAUAAUAUUUGAUGCUUAUAAAAUACAAAAAUUGAAAGUGUGUUUCGUAUUGAGAACAAAAACUAACCAGGUGUAACUAAGUACGUGUUCUUUGAACGAUCGGAAUAACUUAAACAAUACCUGCAAAAAUUGCUGAAUGUAAAUUGAAGGUCGCUGUCUUUCAUCGGUUAGCACUUCUCCUCAUAUCGAACUUUAAAAUUGUUCCAGAAAAAUAAGAAAUAGGAUCGUGAUCCGUAUGCCUAGACUGUUUAAAGACGAAUACUGGAAGCCCUUUCAAUUUAUAUAAAUUUUUAAUUUGAAAAGUUAAAAAAAAUCAAAAUAAAAAAAAGAGUGAAAACAUUUUUCGAUAACAUAACUCCAAAUAAGCUCCUAGGCCACCCGUCAAAAUGAGUGGCCCACCGCCAUACGAUAACAAUAGAAGGAAAUUAUCCUUCUUAGGAUUUAAUACAAAGAAUAAGGCAGGAGGAAAUGAAGACCCAGAUUUGGUCCUCCUGGAUACGGAAAUGGAAAAGGUCUUCGCCAGUUCCAAUAAUCUUAAAGAAAAAUUUGAUGUAUCAUCGUUUCUAGAUGCAAAUGAACCAAAGUCCGCAGUUGGACCCUUCAAACAGAAACAACAGCGGAAAAAGAGUGGCCCAGAAUUUAUCGUUGGAGAAGAUUCGGAGAAUGAUAGUACGGAACCAACAAGUUGCACUAUUACCAUACAAAAUUAUGAUGAUAUUCCAGAGGAUUGUCCUUUAGUAUCGCAACGUGCCGAACAUGGUCAUAAUUCAGAUUCAGGUGAUGAAAAGCACGUACAGUUUGCAAAGAAAAGAGUUGUUGUAUCUCCCCCGAGUUUAGAAGAAAAGCCAAAUGAUAAUUUACAUGAAAGAAAGCGACGGAAGAGUCGCCAUCAGUAUUAUCGACAGCGUAAACACUCUCACCAAGACACAUCCGAUUCAGCCAAAAGUCCGCAAGAAAAUGGAGCCGAACCAAGAGAUAUCAAUGCUCGAAAAGUAUCCGUUCAACCCGAGGAUAUUGAUUUGGAGAAUAAGACAAAGAAGGAAGCUGAUCUCAAUGAGCUGACCUCACAUCGAUCGGACGAUCCAAGAGGAUUGCGACGUCACAAAGUUCGUCAUUCAUCAGUUAAACUCCGUGACUUGCCGCAAAUUAGCUUGGCAGCUUUACAAGCGAAGAAGGCUUUUGACCAUAGUCCCCAUGAGAUCUUCGUUCAAUUGGAUGAAUUGGUUGGCGUUGGUGAGGAACGUGAAUGGAAAGAGACUGCUCGUUGGAUCAAAUACGAAGAAGAUCUCGAAGAAGGCUCAGACAGAUGGGGUAAGCCCCAUGUUGCGUCUUUGUCCUUCCAUUCGUUGCUAAAUUUGCGACGAUGUUUGGAAACUGGUGUGGUGCUAUUAGAUUUGGACGAAAAGGAUUUACCAGCUGUCGCUUACAGAGUUGUAGAACAGAUGGUAGUCGAAGAUUUGAUUACUACUAAUGACAAGCCCACUGUUAUGCGAUCAUUGUUGCUGCGGCAUCGACAUGUAAAUGAAAAUUCUAUGACACAUUUUCCUUUCACGAAGAAAAAAUACAACAGCUAUACGAGUCUACAGUUACUUUGGAUGGGAAAUGACCAACGAACUGAUUUGCCGUUACGAAGAAAUGUAUACUCUCCCCCAACUUUAGCACCACCACAAUACAUUGAUCGCUCCUGCAGACGACAUUCAACAAUGUCCUACAUAAGUAACCUUAAUGAGGAUAAGAAGCCAAAGAUCAUGCCAGCUAAUGAAAUAGCUGGCAGUAAGAUUAAAAACAAUGACCUUAAAAUCGAUAUGAAAGACGACAUGAUGUACACUUCAUCCCAAGAAGAUCUAAAAAAGCUUCAAAAUGACACUAUUCUCAAGAGGAUACCUGUUGGUGCUGAAGCAACAACCGUUUUGGUUGGUGCUGUUGAAUUCCUCGAAACGCCAACAAUUGCAUUUGUCCGUUUAGCUGAAGGAGUAUUUAUGCAAAACAUUACUGAAGUUCCAAUUCCAGUUCGAUUCAUGUUUAUCCUUUUGGGACCAAAGACCGUCGAUUUGGAUUACCAUGAAGUUGGUCGUUCUAUUGCCACUCUAAUGGCCAAUGAGACUUUUCAUUCUAUUGCCUAUAAAGCAGACGAUCGUAAGGAUCUUCUAUCGGCUAUCAAUGAGUUCCUUGAUGAUUCCAUUGUCCUUCCACCUGGCAAUUGGGAUCGUCAUGAUCUGUUGCCAUUCUCCGAGCUUAAAGCCAAGAAGGAUUGGAUUCGAUUGCGCAAAACAAAAGCUUUACAAAGUAAGCAAGCUAAAGAGGCCAAAUCCCAACCCCAAUCCCAGUCAAAAGAUAUCAAAUCCAUUGAGAAGAAAAAGAGCGACGACGAUGAUAAGAAGAAAAUGAAUCCGCUGGAGAAGACUCAUAAGUUUUGGGGUGGUCUUCGGAACGAUCUUAAGAGGCGUUUGCCAAUGUACAAAAGUGAUAUAUUAGACGGCUUGAAUACUGAAACCCUGGCGGCAACUGUUUUCAUGUACUUCGCUUGCCUAUCGACGGCGAUCACUUUCGGUGGCUUGGCCUCCGAUAAAACGCACAAUUUGAUCGGGAUCUCCGAAACGCUUCUGGCAGCCUCUGUUGUCGGAGUAGUAUUUCAUUUGUUGGCUGGGCAACCAUUGGUGAUUAUCGGUACAACGGGACCACUCCUGCUCUUUGACGAAGCUCUUUAUCAAUUCUGUCAGGAGAAUAAUUUCAGCUUUCUCACAGCUCGGGCGUACAUCGGUGUAUGGCUUGCCGUAAUUGCUCUAACUGUAUCAGCUUUCGAAGGAAGUGUUUAUGUGAGGCUGUUUACACGAUUUACUCAGGAGAUUUUCUCAGCUCUAAUCACACUAAUUUACAUCGUGGAAACAAUAACAAAGCUAUUUUCCGUCUACAAGAGGCAUCCAUUGUUAGCGGACUACAAUUUACCGCCGCAAACAAUGGUCGAUGCAAUGUUAAUGGGAAAUGAUUCCAUUGUACCUGUAAAUAUUUCUUCACUUGAUAUCAACAACAUCACAGAAACAGCUAUCAUAACACCUGUCAAGCCAAUGAACAUGCCAAAUACAGCACUUUUCUGUACAAUUCUCACACUGGGAACUUUCACACUAGCCUAUUACUUGAAACUCUUCCGUAAUUCACACUUUUUGGGCAGAAAUGCACGUCGAGCUUUGGGUGAUUUUGGUGUACCCAUUGCUAUUGCAAUAUUUGUUGCUGUAGAUUAUUUUAUCCCAGAAGUUUAUACUGAGAAAUUAAGUGUACCUGAGGGUAUAUCACCUAGUGAUCCUACUCGUGGCGGAUGGUUUGUGCCAUUGGGAAAUGUACCUGUUUGGAUACCUUUUAUAACCGGGAUACCGGCUAUACUUGUUUAUAUAUUGAUUUUUAUGGAAUCACAUAUAUCGGAGUUGAUUGUUGAUAAGCCGGAACGUGGCUUGAAAAAAGGUUCCGGAUUGCAUUUUGAUAUUGUGCUUUUAUGCUUUAUGAAUGUGAUAUGCGGUUUCUUUGGAAUGCCGUGGCAUUGUGCGGCAACAGUGCGUUCGGUUGCUCAUGUAUCGUCUUUGACUGUGAUGUCUAGAACUCACGCACCUGGUGAAUCACCUCGCAUCAUUGAUGUUAAAGAGCAAAGAUUAUCUGGAUUUUUUGUUGCUUUGAUGGUUGGCUUAUCUGUGACGAUGGCUCCACUUCUCAGACUCAUUCCCAUGGCUGUACUUUUUGGUGUUUUCUUGUAUAUGGGUAUUGCAUCGAUGAGUGGAGUUCAAUUCUUUGAAAGGGUGAGACUAUAUUUCAUGCCAGUGAAACAUUACCCACCUACACCCUAUGUUAAACGAGUACCAACAUGGAAGAUGCAUAUGUUCACAUCCGUUCAAGUGCUCCUUCUAGCUGUACUAUGGGCGGUAAAAUCUUCCAAAAUAUCUCUUGCUUUUCCAUUCUUUUUGAUAAUGAUGGUUCCAUUGCGACAAAAAUUAGCAGCAUUAUAUACUGCAGAGCAGAUGAAAGCAUUGGAUGGAAGUGAAGCAAAUGCAGAAGAAGACGAACCAGAUUUCUAUGAAGAAGCAACAAUACCAGCCUAGGUCGAUCAUUACUAUUUAUAAUAAAAAAAAAGAAAUUCAUACUUAAACCCACAAUUAGGAUGUAAUGUCUAUAAAGUAUUAUAAUUGUUAGUUUGAAAAAAUAAAUAAAAAUAAAUCUUAAAUCAUUUUUUGGUUUGUAAAAAAUAAAAUAAAUAAAUAAAGAUUGCAUUGUGUAAACAUCGUUUAUGUUUAUAGAUAGAGUGUUAAUAAAAAGUUUAUAAAAA